Mya arenaria is the source of this 19371-nucleotide messenger RNA. RefSeq lists its product as uncharacterized. The record is from RefSeq and is a predicted model, not a curated record. Lineage: Eukaryota; Metazoa; Mollusca; Bivalvia; Myida; Myidae. The transcript is spliced from 73 exons. Bases 1 to 19371 code for a protein of 6456 amino acids. Gene Ontology annotation, molecular function: protein binding. Gene Ontology annotation, cellular component: extracellular matrix.
AUGGCACCGCGUGCCAAUAUUCUGCGGACAGCGUUCAUCGCGCUGAUAUGUACCGCUGCACUCGUGCAAUCAAGAACCGCUCGAAAAAGAAGACAAAUCGGAUCGAACCUAGUCAAUAAUCCCGGCUUCUGUAGGAGGAACCUGUGUGAACCCUUGGACGCACCCGCACAUGGAACAAUUGCCUGUGGGGCUGGAUUCCCGUUCUAUGAGUGCACGGCCUCUUGCGACCCUGGGUACGAGUUCUCUAACAAGAUGACGACGGACAAACGCGAGUGUGACCAAAUGUUCGGGGAUUGGUUCGACCCACCCGGAAUGGACAUCCCUGACUGCCAGCCGUCGUGCAGCCCUGCCUGUCAGAACGGGGGCUCGUGCCUGCUGCCCAACACGUGCGGAUGUUCCAACGGCUUCAUGGGCGCCCAGUGCCAAUACCCGGCAAAUAACUGCGCAUCCCCACCGACUCCUCAAAACGCUCAGGUCACGUGCCAGCAGGACACUUCCGGUGCUCGGUGCACAGUUGCAUGUAACCAGGGAUACAAACCCCUAUGGGCCAUCGCCCCGAGUUUCACGUGUUCCCCGGACGGAACUUGGUCGCCCGAUCUGGCUGAGAUCCCGGGUUGUGUGGAUGAGUCGACACCCAUCAACGAGACCCACAUCCCGAGCCCUACCCACCCACACACCGGAAGUGCGCGGUGCGUGGCCUGGGGCCAGGACCACUACCGGACGUUCGACAACAAGAUCUACCACUACAAGGGAGCGUGCAAUUACGUGCUUGUCAAGGAUGCGGUCGCCAACAGCUUCCAAAUACAUGUGGCCAAUGAUAAGAACUGCCAGCAGGGACACAGGUGUAAACGUGAGCUAGACAUUUACAUGGGUAACGAUCGGAUCUCUUUGAAGCGUGAUUCCAGCGGCCCUGUCGUCACGUACAACGGCGCGGUGGUGCCCGUCCCCUCCAGCAAGGGGGUGGUCAUCUUCGAGAAGAUCAGCUCGUACAUCGUGGUGAGGAGUAGCAUCGGCUUUCAGAUCCGUUGGGACACGUAUGAGAUGGUGUUUGUGACUGUCACGGAUGUCCUGCUUGGCAAGACAAAGGGUUUAUGCGGCACAUAUGACGGGGACCAGACGAACGAUUUCACCACGGACACAGGAAAUGUUGUUACCCAGGCACCGGCCUUCGUCACCACGUGGAAACGCUCAUUUGCCGGGGAAACAUGCGCUGACCUGCCCCAGACCGGAUGCAACGCCGCAACUCCCCAGGUUUUCGCCACCGCAACUUCCACAUGCGAGGCGCUAAUGGAAACCGAAUUUGAAAUAUGUCACCAUGCCGUUCCACCAGCGGCGUACAUCUCCGCCUGUAAGGAGGACUGCUGUGACUCUUCCGGUCAAGACUGCCUGUGUAGCUCGUUUGAAGCGUACUCUCGCGCAUGCCUGGAACAUAACAUAAGGCUGGACUGGCGCUCGGAUAACAGAUGUCACGCCCAGUGCCCGGGUAACCAGAUCCACAAGGAAUGCGGUAGCAUGUGCCAGAAGACGUGCCAGUCCCCGAGCUCAGCGUGCGAAGAUCACUCGUGCAUCGACGGCUGUUUUUGUCCGGACGGCAUGGUUCUUCUCAAUGAUCAGUGCGUCCAGAAAUCCGAGUGUCCGUGCAUGCUGAACGGAGUGGAAUACCGGAACGGCGAACAGGUGCCCAAGGAGUGUAACAAGUGCACGUGCAUGAACGGCGCGUGGCAGUGUACGAACAAGCGCUGCGAUGCGACGUGUUCCGCUAUCGGCGAUCCUCACUACAUGACGUUUGACGGAAAGCGGUACGACUUUAUGGGAGUGUGCUCCUAUUACAUGAUCCACGACCCGGGGACUUUCGACAUCAUCGUAGACAACAUCAAGUGUGGACACGGGGGCGAGUACUCCUGCACCAAGAGUCUCAGUAUCGACAUCAGUGGACACCAUAUCAAGAUGGACCACAACCACCAGCUGUUCGUGGACGGCGAGGAAAUUACCAAGACUCCGCACGAAAAUGACGGCACCAAGGUCUUUAUGGUCUCCUCGCUCUUCAUGAAGGCCGAGCUAUCCAAUGGAAUCACCAUACUGUGGGACGGACGGACCCGCGCCUACAUCACCGCCCCACCCUCCUUUAUCAACAAAACACAGGGUUUGUGCGGAACUUACGACUCUAACCAGAAGAACGACUUUAAAACCAGGGAAGGCGACAUCGAGACUAUGCCUAGUGCCUUUGGAAACCGCUGGAAGACGGUUCCUACGUGCAAGGAUGCCGGACCGCUCGUCAACCCGUGCGACACGAAUGUGAACCGGAAGAACCAGUCAGCCCAGUAUUGUGCAUACCUCCGAAGUGAUGUCUUUCAAGCGUGUGCCAAUACUGUAGACGUGGAUUCGUUUUACCACGCUUGCAUGUUUGACGUGUGCUCGUGUACAGAGAACGUGAAGGACUGCCUGUGUCCGAUCCUGGGAGAGUACGCUGCACAGUGCGUGGCUGCCGGCGUCGAGAUCCACUGGAGAACAACUAUACCAGAGUGCCAACUGGCCUGUAAUGGCGGCCAAGAGUAUCAGGUCUGCCCGAACGAGUGCACUCGCACGUGUUCUAACAUCGCCAACGACCAGGGCUGCGUUCAGUCAUCUGUGUGCGCCGAAGGGUGCGCCUGUCCCGCCGGUCAGACUCUUGACGACUAUGGCAACUGUUUAUCCAUCUCCAAAUGUCCCUGUUUGUUUGCGGGCAAUGAAUUCCUGCCCGGCAUCACCGUGGGACGUGGCGAUCAGAUCUGCACGUGCUUGGACGCUCGUUGGGCAUGCGCAGCUAAGACGAUUCCAAUUCCGACGACAAACAUCUGUAAGCCCAAUCAAGAGUUCUCCAGCUGUAUAUCCUCGUGCCCGAUGACAUGUGAGAACAUGCAUGAUUCCAUAUCGUGCAACACGACCACUUGCGUAGAAGGGUGCAUCUGUAAGCCCGGAUAUGUGAAAGAAGGUAACGACUGUGUCCUGAAGGCCGACUGUCCGUGCUACCACGGUAGCAAGGCUUACAAAGAGGGGGAAAAGUUCACCAUGGAUUGCAACGAAUGCACGUGUCGUAGCCGGAUGUGGGUUUGUGAACAGAAGGAUUGCCCCGCCGUGUGUAGCGCUUAUGGCGACUCUCAUUAUACCACGUUCGAUGGACGCUCGUUCGAGUUCCAGGGUAGCUGUGACUAUGUGUUCGCGAAAUCAUCAGAGACUUCUCCCGUAAAGUUCGAGAUCACCACAGAGAACAUUCCUUGUGGAACCACGGGUGUCACGUGCACCAAGUCUAUCUCGUUUAGCAUUGGAGAACAAGGAACUGCAAACUUCUUCCGGAUCCAGCUAGUGAAGGGAAAACAAGUAAUUGCCGACGCCGACUCUCCUUUCACCUUGAGGGAGGUUGGGAACUUCAUCAUCAUAACCACGCCCCAGGGGAUAACACUGGAGUGGGACAAGGGAACCAGGCUCUACCUCAAACUGAGCACACAACACAAAGGACAGGUUGUUGGGUUAUGCGGUAAUUUUAACGGGAACCAGAAGGAUGACUUCUCCACGCCCCAGGGCGGCCCUUCCGCUUCCAAGGCAACCUCGUUUGCUGACAGCUGGAAGUUGCACGGGUACUGUGCCGACUCAAAGGAAAUCGAAGAUACUUGCGCGGCGAACAUGGAACGCGGCCCCUGGGCUCAGAAGCAGUGUAGCGUCCUGUCCAGUAAAUUGUUCGAGGCAUGCCAUCCUGUUGUUGCUUACCAGGAGUUCAUUGACAGGUGCGUGUUUGACGCAUGCGCGUGUGACACGGGCGGGGACUGUGAUUGUUUAUGCACGGCUGUAGCAGCCUACGCCCAGCAGUGUUCUAUGAGCGGCGUCACCAUCAGAUGGAGGACAGAGGAGUUCUGCCCGAUCAUGUGUGAGAACUGCAAGACGUAUAACCCCUGCAUCUCGAUUUGUCCAAUGAAGACGUGCGACAACCGCCUGGUAUACGACACGCUCAUACAGGACUGUGGCCAGGAGACGUGUGUGGAGGGAUGCGACAUUAAGCCCUGCCAGCCAGGUCAAGUGUAUGAGAGCAACAAGGAACCAUUCAAGUGUAUUCCUGAGGCGUUCUGUAAUACAACCUGCCUUACAUUAAACGGGAAGGAGUAUAAGGAAGGGGAGAGAAUCCUGGAUUCAACCAUCUGUAGAAUGGACUGUGAAGUCUGCUACUGUGACCAGCACCAGGUGAAGCGUACCGGCGUCUGCACAGGCACCCCGCCACCGGUAAGUAGCACCGUCACCUCCUCGGUAACCGUCUCCACACCAAUCUUCACUGCAUCCCCGACCGUCCCCACCAUGACAGCCAAGUGUGUCCAGAAUGGUUCCACAGCCUGGAUGAGCGUAUCAGUCCCGACUCCCUACAACCAGGGUGACGUUGAUUCCAUCCGGAACCUCCGAAGUCAAUACACAUUCUGUGACGCCAGUCAGAUGACAGCUAUCGAAUGUCGUGUCGUUGGAACAACAACGUCAUCUGCCGCUGCUGGGCAACGCGUGUUUUGUGACCUGAGGAACGGGCUGAAGUGUUACCAUAGCGACCAGAAUCCGGGAGAACAAUGCCAUAAUUACGAAGUCAGGGUCACUUGUGACUGCAGUCUGCCACACACCACCACUGUUGCUCCAAACACGCUUCCCACAGGCUCCCCAACCCCUCGUCGAAUGGACUUGGGCACAUCCACCACCACACUUCAUCCAAACCAAACCUUUGUCACGCCUCCUAAGCCUCCCUCGACAUCAACCGAGUGUAAAGAGCCCGGAUGGACAAACUGGAUGAACAGCGUGAAACCUGUGGACGGGAAUGACAUAGAAUUCCUACCCGGUCUUGUCAAGAGCUUUGGAUUCUGUCGGGAAGACCAGAUCGCCUAUACUCAAUGUCGACGAGUUUCAGACAAACUGAGUUUUGAUGACACCGAAGACCUUCAGACCGUGUGUAGCACUAAGGCUGGUUUUGCCUGUUAUGGUUCAAACCAACCCGACGGCCGAUGUGACGACUAUGAAUUCAGGGUUUACUGCCAAUGUGAAAACAGCGUGUGUGACAAGCAGCUCAUCAGUGAUGUUCGGUCAGUGGGCGACACACAGUUCACGGCAUCGACUUCUGUUAGCAGCUCAACUGCCGCCAUGGCGCGCCUGGACAGCGUGAGCGGAUGGCGGGCGGCUUCCGGCGACAGAACACCCUGGGUGCAGGUCAACUUUCAGGAGCCCGUCACCGUUGCCGGCGUCAUUACACAGGCUGUAAAGGACAGAUCGGCGUACACCUCCAAGUAUACACUAUCCUACGGUAGUUUCAACUGCUCCAACUUCCAGACCUACACCGAUACCGACGGGAAACCAAUGGUUUUCGAGGGUAACACAGGAGGCUCCGGUGAUGUUCAACAUAUUUUGCUUGAAGAGAUAAGGGCUGUAUGUGUAAGGUUAAGUCCAAUUGAAUUUACCGGCGCUCCAGCCCUGAGAUUUGAUAUCCUUGGAUGCCGCAAACACAUUCCCUUAACGCCUUUAACCACAACCACUCCCAUGCCUACUCUAAGUGGACAUGUCACCGGUGUCACUACCGUGAGCAGCAACAUAACCACGCCCAUGCCCUUCAUCUGCGUUCCUGGAUGGACACCGUUCAUAAGCGUUGACACGCCCGGAGCUCUUAACACCUGGGAAAAGAGCGGACCGGGUGACACUGAACCAAUUACCGAACUCCGGAAUCUGUACGGCUUCUGUGCUUACCCAACCGGUAUCCAGUGUAGGACUAAGUUCGAUAAACUUCCGUACACGAUGUCCCUUGAUUUCGAUACUGUCUGCAACCUUGAGAAAGGAUUCGAAUGUCUGAAUUCUGCACAGGAUGGCAUGGAAUGUGGAGACUAUGAAGUCAGCUUUCAGUGCGACUGUGGAACAACCUCGCAAAUCCCAACGACAAUUUCAAAUGUAACUGGUACACCAUCGCCUCCAAAACCCGCUUGCGGAUGGACUAAUUUCAUAAACAGCUAUCCUAGAACACCGACAAGCACUGGCGACUACGAAACGAUUCAUAACGUUAGGAUGAAGUAUGAGUUCUGCGAGUUUCCCGUGCGAAUCGAAUGCAGGGAUACGGAAACGAAAAAAGACUAUAGGACUAUCAGUCAGGCAGGUGUAUCUUGUGAUGUCAACCGGGGUCUUGUCUGUGAAGACAACGGUCAAUCUGGAGGAAAAUGCAAGGAUUAUGAAGUAAGACUGUACUGUGUUGAUGCAUGCAGUUCCACAAUAAAUCCGACAGGACAUGCAACUGGUACGACGACUCUCACUCCACCAGGCCAGUCAUUCCGUACACCAACCUUGACGUCACCAGGCCACGGCAACGGUACACCAACAUUGGUGCCGACAGACAAAGCAAACAGAACACCAUCCAUGACUACAGCAGGCAAGGUCACCGCCACACCGACCCUGAAGCCACCAGGACAAAGCACCGAUACGCCGACAUACACACCGCCCGGCCAGUCCUCAGGAACACUAACUCUGGCACCACCAGGCAUGACCACGGGAAUACAAACCUUGACACCGACAGGAAAAACCAGUGGUACACCAACCCUAACGAAACCUCGCCAAGGCACCGAUUAUCCAACACUGACACCAACAGACCAAGUCACCGGAACACCAACAUUGACGCCAACAGGCAAUAUCAUUGGCACACCAACAAUGACACCACCAAGCAAAGCCACCGACACAACUACCCUGACGCCACCAGGCCAGCGCAUCGGUACACCAACAUUGACGCCAGCAUACAAAAUCAACGGCACACCAACAAUGACGCCAACAGGCCAGCACACCGGUUCGCCAACACUGACGACAACAGGCAAAGUCAACGGCACACCAACAAUGACGACAACAGGCAAAGCCACCGACACAACUACCCUGACGCCACCUGGCCAGCGCACCAGUCCACCAACACUGACGACAACAGGCAAAGUCAACGGCACACCAACAAUGACGCCACCAGACCAGGGCACCGAUACGACGACUCUCACACCACCCGGCAUCUCGUCCAGAACACCAACCCUGACACCACCACGCAUGUCGUCCGGAACACCAACCCUGACACCAACAGGCAAAGCCAAUGGCACAGCAACAAUGACACCACCAGGCACCCACACUGACACACCUACCCUGACACCACCAAGCAAGGCCACCGAUACACCGUCUCUCAAACCUACAUCAGGCCAGACCACAGGAACACAAACACUUACACCGACAAUGAAACCACCAGGCAAAGUCACCGGCACACCGACCCUGACACAACCAGGCCAGGGCACUGCUACGCCGACUCUAAAACCACCCGGCCAGUCAUCUGGAACUCCAACCCUUACAUCACCAGGCAAGGCCACAGGAACACCAACCUUGAUAUCACAAGGAAUAGCCACCGGUAAACAAACAGUGACGCCGACCCUAAUACCACAAAGCAAAGCCAGUGGUACACCUACUCUUACGCCACCUGGCCUAGUCAAUGGUACAACACUGUCACUAACAAGCCAAGCACCCGGUUCGUCAACCCUUAAGCCACCUGGCAAAAUCACCAAUACACCUACUCUUGCGCCACCAGGUCAAGCCAAAGGUACGCCAACCUUUAUAUCACAAGGCAUAGCCACCGGUACACCAACAGUGACGCCACCAGAAAAAGCCAAUGGCACACCGACCCUAAUACCACAAAGCCAAGCCACCGGUACACCUACUCUUACGCCACCUGGUACACAAACACUGUCACCAACAGGCCAAGUCCGUGGUUCUACUGGUACGCCUACUCUAACCCCGACAAGCCACGUCACCCGCAUACCGACCCUGACACCACCAGAACAUGACACGGGUACACCAACCCUGACAACACCUACCAUUACGCCUACACGUUCCGGUCCACCAAUUCCCCCGGGAACCGGUACCCCAACAUUUACACCACCGUAUAACUUAAUUUGCAAGGAAGGCUGGACGGACUGGAUUAAUUUGGGGAAUCCAGCAAAAUCUGAAGGAGACUUCGAAACUUACAAAAACAUUCAAGGUUAUCCAAAUACCUGUGAGGAAGUCGUGGCCGCGGAGUGUCAGAUCGCAUCUACCGGUCAAAACUAUAUGUACUCAGGCCAGGCUGUGUCUUGUAGUCCAGAAGGCUUAAUGUGUGAGGACGGGCCAUCCCAGAAGUGUGUCGACUACAAGAUUAAGUUCUUCUGCUCAUGUCCCUUAGAGAGGACAACUCCUCGUGUCACCACCAUCGUUAAGCCUCCCCCAGGCGUGGGCAGUGUUACACCCACAAUGACCCCGCCAGGCGUGAGCAGUGGUACACCCACAAUGACCCCGCCAGGCGUUGGCAGUGGUACACCCACAAUGACCCCGCCAGGCGUGGGCAGUGGUUCACCUACAAUGACCCCGCCAUCACAGAAAACUGGUGUACCGACAAUGACUCCCCCAAGCGUAACCGGUGUCCCAGGGACGACGGGACAUUACAACUGCACACAAGGUUGGACUUCCGCUAUGAGCGUCACCACUUCUGCCAUUACCGGGGACGAAUUAGAGACAAUCAGUGACUUGAGGAGAAAAUACGAGUUUUGUGACGACGAGAUGAUUGUGUCAAUAAGGUGCGCCGAUCUGAUCUCCGAAAAGACCGCCGAAGAGUUGGGUCAAAAGGUCACGUGUGACAUGAUUCAAGGCCUCAUCUGUAAGGGUGCAGACCAGGCCGGUGGCAAGUGUGCGGACUACACGGUGCAGCUUUACUGCGACUGUGAAGCCCCCUUGAUGACCACUACCUUAGCUCCUCCAAUUAUACCAGGCGGUACCCCAGAGCUUCGUCCACCAUACCACGAGCAAGUCACGCCAACACUGAAGCCUAACUUGCACCCAGGAGAGAGCCCAGUCACGCCCCGAAAAUCAUGUGAUAUGCCCCUUGGAGUAACAGACAGGCAGAUCGUGUCAGAUAGCCAACUUUCAGCUUCGACUUCCUUCAAUUUUAGCUACGAAGCAACUAAUGGUCGUCUGAUGCAGCAACCUUCAGGAACGAACGGAGGAGCGUGGAUGCCAAGAUUCUUCGAUACUCAACAAUUCAUUCAAGUGGACUUCGGUCACCCCGAAAAAAUAUCCGGAGUGGUAACACAAGGACGACAGGACACUGACCAAUGGGUGGAAUCAUUCCUGAUCGAGACCAGUCUUGACGGUAUUCACUGGUACAAGUACUUGGACCGCGAUUCCAAGAAAGCCUACACCAUAUUCCCUGCAAACUUUGACCGCAACACGGCCGUCAAGUCUUUCUUCGACCGUGAGGUAGACGCCCAAUACUUGCGCAUCGUACCAAUGACAUGGAAAGGCAAGAUUGCCCUUCGUUUUGACGUGCUGUCUUGUUAUGGUCGGUCAAAAACGCAGCCUCCGGGCCAUUACACGACGGAGAGGCCAACAGUCACCACGCCAACCUCAGUUGAACCAACACCCCCUCCUUUGUGCUUGGAGCCCAUGGGUAUCGACAACCCGAUGCUCGUAAAAGACGGUCAGCUUACCUCUAGCUCUAACCUUGACUCGAUGCACGGUGCGGCUGCUGGCAGAUUAUAUAACGAGUUUACUGGAUGGGCCCCUGUUUCGACUUCCGGUAAGCAGUGGCUACAGGUAGAUCUACUAGAGCCUCGCUAUGUUUCCGGUAUCCUCACUCAGGGCAUCCCAGACAAGGACAUGUGGAGUGUACAAUAUGUUGUCUCCUUCUCCAAUGAUGGCAAUACCUUCACCGCUUACUCGGAAAAGAAUGGUGGACUCCCUAUGGUGUUUAAUGCCAACAACGAUCGAAACUCCAUCGUCAAGAUGAUGUUUAACCGAAACAUUGUUGGACGAUAUGUCAGAGUCACGCCUAUUGAAGGAGGCUGGGCGGGUAUCGGACUGAGGUUUAACCUGAUUGGCUGCUUUAACAUAUCGACUACGGCACCGCCCAUGACAACCCAGACAGUGGUACCACCUACUCUGUCAUUCGCCCUCCCAAACAUGACAACACAGAUUAUCCCAGUGUGUACCAUCCCCAUGGGUAUUGGCAACCGUUACACAAUCGGAGCCAAUCAGAUCUCAGCUUCCUCCAGCCUCGAUAUCGAGCCGAUAUCAUCUUGGUCGUCAGGAAUCAAGUUGCCAUGGACACCUGUGCCCACGGAUCCCCACCCGUAUGUCCAAGUAGACUUCUUGGAGCCAAAAGCUCUCUCUGGUGUGCUUAUUCAAGGCAGCCCGUACAAGUCUGAAUGGGUAACAUCCUACCAGGUUUACAUAAGCUUAGAUGGCAAUACAUGGACACCAUACUCCGACAUCGUAAAUGCUAAAAUACCUACGACUUUCAAAGGCAACAAUGAUAACACUGGACAGGUUACUAAUUUGUUUAACAGAAACAUCUAUGGUAGAUUUAUAAGGAUCUAUGCAAUCAGUUUCCACACAGCUGCUACCAUGAUCUUUGAGGUCUUCGGAUGUAAUCCAUCAGAGGCUGUCAACAUGACAACAACAGAGUCUCCAAGCGGUGUCAGCACACUUACACCCACUGUGUCCCCACCGGCGGGCUCCAAGAACACCCCGACCAUAACUCCACCUUCACGGACUGGUACCCCAAACACACAAGGCUUUGGACAGACUGUGUCAUUUACAACUCCAACCUACGUGGCUCCCCCAACAGUGUGUCUGACGCCAAUGGGUCUUGAGUACACCCGAACCGUGUUUGAUCAUCAGAUCACUUCCUCUUCAAAAAUAAAUGAGCUCACUGGGGCCUCAGAAGGCAGAAUUCACAGUAACUCUAGCUGGAUACCUAGUCAUAACGACUCAUCUCCAUGGAUCCAAGUCAACUUUGAAAAGCCAAAACUUCUGAGCGGUAUUUUGAUACAGGGAGAAAACGGCGGGCAAAGAUGGGUCACCAAAUACACAGUGGAUUUCAGCAUGGACGGCAACACCUUCUAUCCAUACACCCUCCUUCUUGGCGACUCCAAACCCGUUGUGUUUAGCGGUAACAACGACAGCAACUCACUGGUCAGACAGCUUUUCAACAGGAACGUCACAGCGCAGUACAUACGUAUUCACCCUAAAGAAUGGCACGGAAAUGCAGCAGCUAUUCGGUUCAACAUCAUCGGUUGCAACCCAGACAGUCCACAGACACCGACUGUAACGACUCUCAGUCCCUCUGUCACCACACCAACCAACGGAACAGGUGUCGGAACCACGACCGGGUACGAGCAUAUCAGCACCAUCUCGGGAAUGGUUAUGUUCCCGCCUUCACUGUGUACGGUACCAAUGGGGGUUGCAAACACUCUGAUAGUCAAAGAUCAACAGUUGAGUGCCUCAUCAUCCAAGGAUAUGUUCAGUGGCGCCGAGAGGUCGCGAUUUGAUGCCCAGAAGGAUGGUAGUUUCUACGGCGGCUGGGUUGCAGGAGAAAAUAACAUGAAGCAGUACAUCCAAGUGGAUUUUCUGGCACCAUACUACGUUGGUGGAAUUAAGACUGAAGGACGCUCGGACAAAGACCAAUGGGUUACGCAGUACGAGAUCUACUACAGCACGGAUGGGAAACACUAUAGCGCUCUGCCCAAGUCCUUUCUGGAUAGCUCGCCAAUGGUGUUCGCCGCAAAUAAGGACUCCGGCACGCCUGUUACAAACUUGUUUAACCUCGUUGCCGCACGAUGGAUCAGAAUCCACCCAGUCGAAUGGCACAACGCCAUUGCUGUGAGAUUCGAGGUUCUGGGCUGCAUGUCUCCGUCACGAUCACGGCUUUCGACCACCGCCCUUCCCACCACUCCUACUUCUCAAAUGUCUGUAACUGGUACCCGCCCACUUGGUACCGGUUCCACCACCGGCACCACGCCAGCCUCCAGUGUUAGCCCAACUGCCUGUGCAUACUGGACACCUUGGGUGAGCGCCAGCAAGCCAGAUAAGGAGGGGGAAUACGAGUCAGCCUGGCAGUUGAAACAACUUGUUACUUUCUGCGACUACCAGUACGUCCAACAGACCGAGUGUAGGACUACAGGUACGCACAUUCCGUACGAUCAGACUGGCGAGAAUGGUGUGAUUUGCAACAAUGAUUUGAAGGGCCUUCUUUGCUACGCCAAGAACCAAACCGACGGCAGUUGUCUCGAUUAUGAAAUCCGUGUCUUCUGUGACGAAUGUGCAUCUACACCAGCAGUUACAACACCGGCUCCUAUGACGUGUAACCCACGCUGGCUACCUUGGAUUAACCACAUGACACCAACAAACGAAUUAAGCUACGUUGAGCACGAGUUCAUGAGCCUUCAGAAACAACAAGAACUUUGCUUCGAUGGCAAAAUCACUCGAAUUGAAUGUCAAACAAUAUAUGGAGUUAGCUUCCACAGUGCUGGGUCAAUAGGCUCUACCUGUGAAAUUCUUAGCGGUCUUACCUGCAAAAACAGUGACAACUAUCCUGUUCCAUGUGAUGACUUCCAGGUCCGAUACUACUGCGACUGUGCGCCGAGACAAACACUCCACCAGAACCAAACAGGCUUUUCAUCAGGCACUCCGACAAUAACUCCAACGGGCUACACAGGAACUGGCACUCCGACAACAACUUCUCCUGGCUAUUCCGAAACUGUCACUUCGACAAUAAGACCACCUGGUUACACAGGCAUUGCGACUCCGACACAGAAACCUGACGUUAACAACAACGGCACUCCAACCAUAACACCGCCAGGUAAUACGAGCACAGGUACUCCAACAAUCACUCCUCCUGGCUACACCGGAACUGGCUUUCCGACAAUCACUCCAACGGGCGACAUCGGAACUGGCUCUCCGACAAUCACUCCAACGGGCGACACCGGAACUGGCACUCCUACAGUAAGACCACCUGGAUAUACAGGAACUGGCACUCCGACACAGAAACCUGGCAGAAACGACAACGGCACUCUGACCUUAUCACCACCAGGUAAUACAGGUACAGAUUCACCGACAAUCACUCCUCCUGACUACACCGGAACUGGCUCUCCGACAAUAACUCCAACGGGCGACAUCGGAACUGGCUCUCCGACAAUCACUCCAACGGGCGACACCGGAACUGGCACUCCUACAGUAAGACCACCUGGUUAUACAGGAAGUGUCACUCCGACACAGAAACCUGGCAGAAACGACAACGGCACUCUGACCUUAUCACCACCAGGUAAUACGGGUACAGGUUCACCGACAAUUACUCCUCCCGUCUACAACGGAACUGGCACUUCGACUAUAACUCCAACGGGUUCCACUGGAUUUGGCACUCAGACAAUAACUCCAACAAGUAACACCGGAACUGGCACUCUUUCAAUAACUUCAACAAACUACACCGGAACUAGCACGCGGACAGAAAGACCACCUGGUUAUACAGGCACUCCAACCUUAAUACCACCAGGUUAUACGGGUAAAGGCUCACAGUCAAUCACUCCUCCUGGCUACACGGGGACUGGCACUCCAACUCUCCCUCCGACAGUCACACCAACUACUUGUGCUAUUGUCACUAAAUGGUCAUCUUGGGUCAACCGCCAUACACCGGAUGCAACUACAGAUGAAAUCGAGAGCAUGACAGCUGCUGAAAAAUUAACAUUCUGUGGCUUAGGAAAGAUUAUUGCUGUUGAGUGUAAAACUAUCGAUAACAUACCAAGUUACAGUGCGGGAGACUUUGGUUUUAAGUGUGACAUAACCAAUGGUGCCACGUGUGUAGCCAUGGAUAACUUCCCUAUUGGUUGCCAAGACUAUAUGAUCAGAUACCAAUGUCGAGAGCAAAUUUGUGGUGGUAACCAAACCACCGAUGGUACCGGAACCGGAACUUUCAGUCCAAAGGUACCCAGUAAGAACACGCCGACGUUGACACCAUCCGGCGGAAGCACGGCCACACCUACGGCGGUCCCCACCACCGUCUGUGCCACAACAACACGCUGGAGCAGUUGGUUGAAUCGGGACAAACCGACCACAGGAGAAGGGGAUAAGGAGGUAAUGACCGGUGAAGAAAAACAGAAAUUCUGUCCAAGUGGCGCAAUUGCGACAGUGGAAUGUGCUUCAAUCGAUGGCGUACCGUCUUACCAGAGUAUGGACAUAGUGGACUGUAACCCGAUUACUGGAGUCUUCUGUGACAACAGUGUGAAUAUGGGAAUGUGUGCAGACUACAUGAUUCGGUACCAGUGUGAGGAGACAACAUGUACAGGACCUACCCUGCCACCAACUACACAGAGCCAGUCUACACUCACUACUCCACAGUUCUCUCGCACAACCACAUCUCCAGGACAAGGCGUGAUACUGACUACGUAUACUCAUACAGAGACAACGCAUACAGGAACGGUAUCCACUUUCAAACCGCCAAAGUUUGCCUCAUCUACAGCCCACCCAAACACGUCUGGAAACCAAACACCAACACAGUCACCGUCGUUGAUAUGUGAAACAAAAAAUCGUUGGUCUAUGUGGAUUGACAGAAGUACACCUGGAAUCAAUGGGACUGGUGAUCACGAAUACAUGACAACCACAGAGCUCCAGCGAUUUUGCGCUAGAGGAACAAUUAGUGGUGUUGAAUGCCAAACCUUUGAUGGUACCAAUUUCGAUAAAACUCCAGACUUUGUGACUUGCACUAUGGAAAACGGUCUUGUAUGUGACGGGGCAGAGAACUUUCCGAUAACCUGCAUGGACUAUAAAAUGCGAUAUGAAUGCAUAGAAGAAAUCUGUCAAACGCCAACUGGCCUUCCUUCAAGUGCUGCAGGUACACCAACAGCCCAUCCAUCGAGUGUCACUGGAGGUGUUCCAACUGUAAGACCACCGGGAUCCUAUACAGGAACCCCGACAUUGCAACCACCAGGUGUAACGGGUCAGCCAACGGCCCGUCCACCAAAUGCCACAGGCGGAGUACCCACUGAAACACCCAAGGUGUUUUACACUGGUACACCAACAAUGCAUCCAACUGGAGUUUCUGGCGAGCCGACGGACCAUCCACAGAAUGCCUCAGGCGGCGUACCCACUGUAACACACAAGGCGUUGUACACUGAUACACAAACAAUGCAACCAACUGGAGUUUCUGGCGAGCCAACAGCCCGUCCACCAAAUGCAACAGGCGGAGUACCCACUGAAACCCCUAAGCGUUCUUACACUGAUAUCCCAACAAUGCACCCAACGGGAGUUUCCAGAGAGCCAACAGCCCUUCCACCGAAUUCAUCAGGCGGGGUACCCACUCUUACACCUAAAGAAUCUAACACUGGUACUCCAACAAUGCACCCUACGGGAGUUUCCGGUGAGCCAACGGCCCUUCCACCGAAUUCAUCAGGCGGGGUACCCACUCUUACCCCUACGGAAUCUAACACUGGUACUCCAACAAUGCACCCUACGGGAGUUUCCGGUGAGCAAACGGACCAUCCACCAAAUUCAUCAGGCGGAGUACCCACUCUUACCCCUAAAGAAUCUAACACUGGUACUCCAACAAUGCACCCUACGGGAGUUUCCGGUGAGCCAACGGCCCUUCCACCGAAUUCAUCAGGCGGGGUACCCACUCUUACCCCUAAAGAAUCUAACACUGGUACUCGAACAAUGCACCCUACGGGAAUUUCCGGUGAGCCAACGGCCCUUCCACCGAAAUCAUCAGGUGGGGUACCCACUCUUACCCCUAAAGAAUCUAACACUGGUACUCCAACAAUGCACCCUACUGGAGUUUCUGGCGAACCAACGGCCCAUCUAUCAACCGGCCGUACUGGUAUACCAUCCGUCAAUCGCUGUACACAGAGUCAUUGGAGCUCAUGGAUUAACAGAGAUAACCCUAACAUUGGUGUCGGCGACUACGAAAGUAUGACUGACAAAGAGAAGGCUGAUUUCUGUAUUGGUGGCAAUAUCAAGAGUAUUGAGUGCGUCACAACCGACGGGGUUGCUUCCUACAGCUCCGGAGAAAUAAUGUCAUGUACGCUUCUUAACGGAUUUUCUUGCAACAAUCAACAUAAUGCUCCGGUCCCUUGCAGUGACUACAAAAUCCGAUACUUCUGCCUGUGUGAAGGUAUGUUCACAUUCGUUGUUAAACCCACAUCUACCAUUCCGUUUAACGGUACGCUACCCCCGACCCUGCAUCUGACAUGCGGCUGGUCUCCGUGGCUAAAUGGUGAUAGACCAAAUUUCGGAUCCGCAGAUGCAGGCGACCUCGAAACAAUAGGGUCUCUUAAAACCAAGUUUGGUCUCUGCAAGAAUAUCGUUGAUAUUGCAUGUCGCGUUGCUGGUACGGACACACUGGCUGAUGCUGCAGGACAGACGGAGGUGCUUUGUGAUUCGGUGAAUGGACUGCGUUGCUACAACAGAGACCAGCAGGGAGGAAUGUGCUACGACUACGAGGUCAGUGUGCUCUGCUGGGCUGCUGAAUGUUCCCAACAGGUCACUCCAACAUUAGUGACGGGAGCCAAUAGAACCACUGUAUCACAAUUUACAGUCGUAUGCCCACCUGGCGAGGUCUGGGAAUCAUGUGCACAGAACUGCAGCGAUCUCUGUGAAAGUUACGCCCAGUCGACCGGCCUGUGUAACUCGGAAAAUCCGUGCGUACCAAUGUGCAGGAACCCAAUCGUUAAGCAUAAAUGCGCCCUCGGUGAACUGCUUAAGGACAAGAAUACUUGUGUGGCAAAGCAGAUGUGUCCUUGCAUCAAACCGGACGGUUCCGUUGCGCAGGCAUACGAGACAUGGCCUAGCCCUACCGACAACUGCUCCCUGUGUCAGUGUUCGAACAAUGAGAUCAACUGCAAAACAUAUGAAAACUGUUAUGCCAUACCCCAGGCAACAACAACUACACUUAUACCACCCAUGUUGAACGGCAGCAUCCCUACUAUCCGGCCAAUUAUUACAUAUCCCGAUUGCGGCUGGACUGCUUGGAUCAACAGCGACAGACCAUCGUAUGGAAACGGCGAUUUUGAGAUUAUCUCCAAUAUCCGCCGUUUAAACCAUUUCUGUGUUAGUCCUCUUCUUAUUGAGUGCAGGGAUAUUCGUACCCACACCGCCGUGAAAGACGGGUCUCAGAAGGUCUCCUGUGAUGUUACAACUGGAUUGAAGUGCUUGAACACGGACAAUGCGGGAGGAUGUAACGACUAUGAAAUCAGAUUCUUUUGUCCAUGCGUUUCGACAACAGUUUCACCCAACCCAGGUUCGAAUAGAACUCCAACACAGCAUCCGAUAAGCGCCUCAACCGGCUUUCCUAGUGAGAAACCAAAUAGAAACUUCAACAAAACAACAACAAAACAACCCAUGAGCGUAUCUGGUGGAACUCCAACACUGCAACCAACGAUGAAUAAUACUACUGCCAACAGUCAUUCAACAAAACAACCAGUGCAUAGUGGAGUUACACCGACAAUGUCACCAACGGCACCAGGCGUUGGUGUAUCUACUGCUGGACCAGUCCUUUGCGGUUGGACGACUUGGAUGGACGGGCAUAAGCCUGAUGCUUCCACAGGCGAAUCUGAAACGUUUUCAGAACUGAGAACUAUAUACCAGUUCUGCAAAGACAUUGAUAUCCAGGGCAUUGAAUGUAGGGUAAAAGAUACGCAUGCAAUGAUCAAUCAAACAGACCAAGUUAAUGUCAUGUGUACCAUUGCAUCUGGUGGUUUAAUGUGCUUCGGCUUCGAACAGCCAACAGGCCGGUGCUUGGACUACGAAAUCCGUAUUUUCUGUGAACCAGCGGGACAGGUUUGUUCUGGUACAUCAACUGGCAAACCAUCAGCCGGCAGUUCCAGCCUUACACCAACAUUGCCACCACCUGAGCACACAAACGGCUCCCCAACAAACAAACCACCUGGAAUGUCAGCCAAAUUGCCCACCGCUUUCCCACCGGGAAUGUCAACUAAAUUGCCCACAGCUCACCCACCAAGCAAAUGCGUAGAGAAAUGGUCGCCUUGGAUAAACAGAGACACACAGCCAGACGGAAAGGAGCAUGAACACAUGAAUGCGACAGAAAAGGCGACAUUCUGUGUCGACGGCAGGGUGUCUGGAAUCGAGUGUAUGACCAUCGAUAACAUUGCUAGCUACAGUUCUGGCGAGAUCCUUGAAUGCUCCAUGGAAAAUGGACUUAUCUGUGAGGACGCUGUGAACGCACCAAUUCCAUGCAGUGAUUACAAAGUCAGAUACCACUGUGAAUGUCCAGCCCUUAUUCCGACUAAUCCGCCAACAACAGUCACCGUUCCCUACAUUCCCCCAGUCGUUUGUCGUGAGAAAAUGGGAAUGGAAAACGGGCAUAUUGUGACCAACAUGAUCAGUGUCUCCUCAUCUCGAGACGGCAACCUUAACCCAGCCUCUGCCCGACUUAACAGCCACGGCGCAUGGACACCAAACCAUAACGAUCAGAAACAGUAUAUCCAGGUGAACUUCCUGAAGCCCAUGCUGCUGACAGGAAUAAUCACACAGGGACGCGAAAACAGCGGUUCGUAUGUGACAUCAUACAAAGUUCUCUUCUCUAAUGACGGCUUCAUUUGGUCACCAUACCAGGAUUUUGGACAAGACAAGAUUUUUUCCGGCAACAACAACUCCGGAUCAAUGGCUACCAACUGGUUUGACCAUCCAAUCAGAGCGCAGUACAUUCGAGUUGUGCCGCUCACCUGGAAGGGAGUUAUUGCCUUGAGGAUGGAACUUCUUGGCUGUUACGAGGGUUACCCAAGUGUCACGACCGUACCUCAACCAACUUUCACUCAAUCAGUUGUUACACCAAAUACACCACCGACUGUUUCGAACAUCUGUAUCUUUUGGGAUGUCUGGGUCAAUGAAGGUCAUCUGACUUUGACCUCGGGCGGAGACUCCGAGCCAAUAUCCGCACUCCAAUCCUUGUCUGAACGGUGCACAACUCCAAUCAUGAUCGAUUGCGUCCGGGCCAGCGACGAGCUUCCGUAUGACCAGGCUGGCCAGAAGGUCAAGUGCGACCUCUGGAAUGGACUACAGUGCUUUAAUGCGGACAAUUCUCCACUGUGCUACGACUACAAGGCUAGAUUAGGUUGCCUGAAGAACACAACAGAAUGUUUGAACUCAGUCAGUACCACUCAACCCGGCACGACGAGCACUGUCAACAAACGGGUUCUCCGGUGCUUCGAAGGUCUGGAUAUCUCCGCCUGUCCCAAGGAUGGCUGUGCAGAUGGACUCUACUGUGAUGGUCGCCAGUGUGUCACCAAGGACAAGUGCCCAUGUUUGAUGGAUGGACAGAUUCUCAUGUCUGGAGGAUUCAAGGAGAGGUCCAACUGUGAAACGUGCCAAUGUAUCGCUGGCGAAGUAAAUUGCGAACCAAAAAAAUGUUCGCCUUGUCUCCAGGGAUUCUCGUUGGCCGUUGGGCCGCCUUCCCGAACAACGACGUUCGUCAUUCUGAUAACAAGGUUUCACUAUGUGAAACCUGAUUUUAAAGGUAUCUUCUGGAGCCACAACAAGAAGGAGGAGGCCACUAUGUGA